Messenger RNA from Malania oleifera, 1901 nucleotides. Its product is annotated as probable arabinosyltransferase ARAD1. Gene Ontology annotation, molecular function: glycosyltransferase activity. The transcript has 4 exons. The coding region runs from base 256 to 1563 and encodes 435 amino acids. The record is from RefSeq and is a predicted model, not a curated record. NCBI's taxonomy places the organism in Eukaryota, Viridiplantae, Streptophyta, Magnoliopsida, Santalales, Ximeniaceae.
ACCUUUAUUUAUAUAUAAGUUUUAAACCUUUUUAAAGCAUAAUUAUUCGUUUUUUAACUUGCUGUUUGGGUUUUAUUUAGAAUCCUGAUCUGUCUUUUACAUUGCCCCAAGCAAUUGAAUCGGACGGUGAAGAUUCCGUUCCUUAGUACUCAAUCGCUGCACUCUGUUCUGAACCAGAACGGUUAUAUAGCGAAGAGGAUGGAAGCGGGAGAGAGAGGAGAGAAAUAGAGUAACAGUCACAGACAGAUCGCCAAAAUGAUCGGAAAAGCUGCGGUUUCCCUCGUCAUCGUCGUUCUCCUCAUCCUCUCCUACUACAUCUUCAUCGGGACCGUCGAUUUCAGAUCGCAGUUCUUUCCCAUGCUGCAAUCGCCGGCUGUGAGCUCCACCUGCGCCGGGUCGGGCGACGGCGCUGACCGCCCUCUGAGGGUCUACAUGUACGAUCUUCCCCGGCGGUUCCACGUUGGCAUGCUGGAGCGCCGGAGCUCAGACGACGCGCCGGUGAGCGCCCGAAAUCUGCCGCGGUGGCCGGGAAACACCGGGCUGAAGAGGCAGCACAGCGUGGAGUAUUGGAUGAUGGCUUCGCUUCUGUAUGAAGGCGGCGGCGGCGGUCGGAAAGAGGCGGUUAGGGUUUUGGAUCCAGAGUCGGCCGAUGUGUUCUUCGUUCCCUUUUUCUCUUCGUUGAGCUUCAAUACUCACGGGCACACUAUGACGGAUCCGGAAACGGAAAUUGACCGGCAAUUGCAGAUUGACGUACUGAAUCUUUUGGGACGUUCCAAGUACUGGCAGAGGUCCAAAGGCCGUGACCAUGUAAUCCCCAUGCAUCAUCCCAAUGCUUUCAGAUUUCUUAGAGAACAGGUGAAUGCAUCCAUUCUCAUAGUAGCAGAUUUUGGCCGCUACCCUAAAACAAUGUCUAAUCUGAACAAAGAUGUCGUUGCCCCAUACGUGCAUGUUGUGGAUUCCUUUACAGAAGAUGACCCUCCAGACCCCUUUGAGUCUCGCACCACGCUUCUAUUUUUCCGGGGAAGGACAUUGAGGAAAGCUGAAGGAAUUGUGAGGGCUAAACUAGAAAAGACAUUGGUUGGUUAUAAUGAUGUUCACUAUGAACAGAGCUAUGCAACAACAGAUAGCAUAAAAGCGUCAACACGAGAGAUGCGUUUAUCAAAGUUCUGCCUGCAUCCUGCAGGAGACACACCCUCAUCUUGCCGCCUGUUUGAUGCCAUUGUCAGUCACUGUGUUCCUGUCAUUGUGAGCGACCGAAUUGAACUGCCCUAUGAGGAUGAGAUUGACUAUUCGCAGUUCUCAAUUUUCUUCUCUGUCAAAGAGGCAUUGAAGCCAGAUUACAUGGUUAAACAGCUCAGGGAAGUUCCGAAGCAGAGAUGGAUUGAAAUGUGGAGACGGCUUAAGAAUGUUUCCCAUCAUUAUGAGUUCCAAUACCCCCCAAAGCAGGACGAUGCUGUUAAUAUGCUCUGGAGACAGGUAAAGCACAAGCUUCCAGGGGCCAAUCUUGCUGUACAUAGAAACCAGAGAUUGAAGGUUCCUGACUGGUGGAGAAGAAGGAGAUGAUUCCUGCAUCCUCUUUUUGCAACUCUGUACAAAUCAUAGUCAAGGUUAUCAUCAUUCAUAUUAACAACCAACGCCUUAGGGGAAUGGCCAGAGGUAGUUUACAAAGGGUAUCGGCAAUCUUUAUAGAUAGACCUUUAAAUUUUUUUUUAAUCCUCAGCUUGUUGUUUGGCAACCUUUAUUGCAUUUCCUGUUUGAUGAAGUUUUGCUUUGGUCAGUUUUUGGUCUAGGGCCAACAUCUGGUGCUUCUGAUAUUUUGACUAUGCAAGUGAGUUCUUAAAAUGUAAUCUUGAAAAUGGAGUGGGAAUGUAGAAUAGAGUAGCCAAUUCCAUUCAAUUCAA